UCGGGACCCAAACACUGCCGCGGCAAUAGCUGAAAGUCAAAGAAGAGGCUUUUGGUUUAGGAGCUUAUUCUUCCUGCACACAUUACAGGGACGGUUCUGGACAUAGCACACAGGUGAGGUCAAGACUUUAUAAAAAGGUAGCAACCAGGUGCCAGACCACAAGCAACAAGCGUUCAAGAGGAAGCUGGGAAAAUCGCAGACACAGCGCCUGAAAAAUGCAAAUGUAGUGAGGCAAAACACCAAGAAGACAGAGCUCAGUCCAAAACAAGAAGAGGUGAAGCAUCAUGGGGAAACACAACAGUAAGCUGGCUCCGGAGGUUCUGGAUGACCUGACCAAGAACACCGAAUUCAACGAGGCAGAGCUCAAGCAGUGGUACAAAGGCUUCCUCAAAGACUGUCCCUCUGGCAUCCUCAACCUGGAGGAGUUUCAGCAGCUCUAUGUUAAGUUCUUCCCUUACGGUGAUGCCUCAAAGUUUGCUCAGCACGCGUUUCGGACGUUUGAUAAGAACGGCGACGGGACCAUCGACUUCAGGGAGUUCAUCUGCGCCCUGUCCAUCACCUCCAGGGGCAGCUUCGAGCAGAAACUCAACUGGGCCUUCAACAUGUAUGAUCUGGACGGGGAUGGAAAGAUCACACGCAUGGAGAUGUUGGAGAUCAUUGAGGCCAUCUACAAGAUGGUCGGCACUGUAAUCAUGAUGCGUAUGAACGAGGACGGGCUGACCCCGCAGCAGCGCGUGGACAAGAUCUUCUCCAAGAUGGACAAGGACCACAAUGACGAGAUCACCCUGGAAGAGUUUAAAGAGGCCGCCAAGUCUGACCCCUCCAUCGUGCUACUGCUGCAGUGUGACAUGCAGAAGUAGAGAGAGGGAUGA
Messenger RNA from Epinephelus moara (kelp grouper), 872 nucleotides. RefSeq names its product hippocalcin-like protein 4. Bases 285 to 860 code for a protein of 191 amino acids. Gene Ontology annotation, molecular function: calcium ion binding. The transcript is spliced from 5 exons. NCBI's taxonomy places the organism in Eukaryota, Metazoa, Chordata, Actinopteri, Perciformes, Serranidae. The record is from RefSeq and is a predicted model, not a curated record.